CAAAACACAAACACAAACACACACACCCACACACACACACACACAAACACACACACUUCUCUAUCUCUCCCUCUCCUUCUAAUGGAUUCCCCUUCUCGAUCCUCCGUCAUCAUCAUCGGCGCUGGUGUCUCCGGUAUAUCUGCGGGAAAGGUAUUGGCGGAGAAUGGAAUAGAGGACAUGAUAAUUUUAGAAGCUUCAGACCGUAUCGGUGGUAGGAUCCGAAAGGAGAAUUUCGGUGGCGUUUCGGCUGAGCUUGGAGCCGGUUGGAUCGCCGGAGUUGGUGGUAAAGAAUCCAACCCUGUUUGGGAACUUGCUUCUCAAUCUGGCCUCCGCACCUGUUUCUCUGAUUAUAGCAAUGCUCGCUAUAAUAUCUAUGAUCGCAGUGGGAAAAUAUUUCCCAGUGGAGUGGCGGCAGACUCUUACAAGAAGGCGGUGGACUCAGCAAUUGAGAAGCUGAGGAGUCUAGAAGCAAACCUUGACGGUGAAGUUAGUGAACAACCUUGUUCACCAAAGACGCCCAUCGAGCUUGCCAUUGAUUUCAUCCUUCAUGACUUUGAGAUGGCAGAGGUAGAGCCAAUAUCAACAUAUGUAGAUUUUGGAGAAAGAGAAUUUCUGGUAGCAGAUGACAGAGGAUAUGAGCAUUUGCUAUACAAAAUGGCCGAGAAUUUUCUUUUCACCUCCGAGGGCAAAAUCUUGGACAACCGUCUCAAACUCAACAAGGUUGUCAGGGAGUUGCAGCACUCGAGAAACGGCGUUGUUGUGAAAACGGAGGAUGGCUGUGUCUACGAAGCCAAUUAUGUGAUUUUGUCAGCUAGUAUCGGUGUUCUCCAAAGUGACCUCAUUUCCUUCAGGCCUCCCUUGCCCAGGUGGAAAACAGAGGCCAUAGAGAAAUGUGAUGUGAUGAUAUAUACAAAGAUUUUCCUCAAGUUCCCAUAUAAGUUUUGGCCAUGUGGUCCCGGAAAAGAGUUCUUCAUCUAUGCUCACGAGCGAAGGGGAUACUACACCUUCUGGCAGCACAUGGAAAAUGCAUACCCCGGUUCGAAUAUUUUGGUCGUGACGCUGACGAAUGGGGAAUCGAAACGCGUUGAAGCUCAAUCUGAUGAGGAGACACUGGAGGAAGCUAUGGGGGUCCUUAGAGACAUGUUUGGACCCAAUAUACCUAAUGCCACUGAUAUACUUGUGCCCCGCUGGUGGAACAACAGAUUCCAGCGUGGCAGCUACAGCAACUACCCCAUCAUUUCAGAUAACCAAGAUGUUCAUUAUAUUAAGGCCCCGGUAGGACGCAUCUUCUUCACUGGUGAACACACUAGUGAACGAUUUAGUGGUUACGUCCAUGGCGGAUAUCUUGCGGGGAUUGACACAAGCAAAUCACUACUGGAAGAAAUGAGAAAACAGAAGGAAAGAAAAAGUGAGAGUCAAGCAUUUUUAUUAGAGCCCUUGCUGGCAUUGACAGGAUCACUAACACUCACCAGACAGAAGCAGUCCCAAGUCUACACAAAUGUGACAUUCCUACACAACUCUACCUUGGUGGCAAGGUUGGCCUUCAAGAAGCGAUAUUAUGACUAUAUGGACCUACUAACGAAUCCAACUUUGAUGAUGCUAACGAUGAAAAUAUGUUAGAUGAGAAAGAAGAUGGCUGGAUCUCUUUGGAUCCGAAAUCAACCCAGACCCUUCAUGCCCUUCAGAAAAUAGAAUAGAAUGAAAUGGAUAAAUGCAAGAAAACAGGCAGAGGCACGCGACUUGGUGAAUAAACAUUUCCAUCUCCUGCAGCUUAUAUAUCCAUGAAGGUGCCCUGCCUAUUCGGCAUUUUGGAGGUAAUUGUUUUAGGCAUACAUGUGAUGUUAGCUAAUUGGGGUAAAACCUAGAGACAAGAAAGAAGCAUACUUGAUUCUAAUUGUACCGGUUACUUGUUUAUACAAGAAAAACCCUUCCAACUCA
Messenger RNA from Populus nigra (black poplar), 1938 nucleotides. RefSeq names its product polyamine oxidase 1. NCBI's taxonomy places the organism in Eukaryota, Viridiplantae, Streptophyta, Magnoliopsida, Malpighiales, Salicaceae. Gene Ontology annotation, biological process: polyamine catabolic process. The record is from RefSeq and is a predicted model, not a curated record. Gene Ontology annotation, molecular function: polyamine oxidase activity.